CCUGUUUCCUCUAUUCUAGACAUACACCCAUUUCCUCCUUCUUGUUUAUCACUCUCUUUCUCACUCCCUCUUCCUCUCAGUCUUCUUUUGUGUUGAAAUUUGUCCAUGCCGAAACUGUUGUGAAGUCGCUGGCUUUAGACGCAUGCCGCAGCCGAGACCCUCUUGUCGUUCUGUGGGGACCGCAGGUCACAUAAGAAUCCAACACAAGCGAAACUUCUUACAGACGUUUCCUGUUUUGCUGUUGGAAUCCAGCAGUUCUUUGCAGAGGAAGACCCCUGAUUGGAACAAGCUAGGCCGGCUCUCCUGUUGUCACGGUUUCCGGGUUUGGAUGAGCCUGCUGUUGUGCUGAGACAGAGCGCUGUGAGGCAGCGCUGCCCCCACCCACCAAACAACAGACCCUAACCCCCACCCCACCCGACCGGGCCAUGCCGCCCCCGGCAGACAUCGUGAAGGUGGCCAUCGAGUGGCCGGACGCCUUCCCCAAGCUCAUGGAGAUCGACCAGAAAAAACCUCUCUCGGCAAUCAUCAAAGAGGUGUGCGAGGGAUGGUCUUUGGGCAGCCACGAACACUUCGCUCUGCAGCUCGCCGACGGCACAAGAUACUACAUCACCGAGAAGAAUCGCAACGACAUCAAGAAUGGGUCCAUCCUACGCCUGACCACUUCUCCAUCGCUGAGCGCCUCCCAGCUGCACGAGCGCAUCCAGUCGUCCAGCAUGGACGCCAAGCUAGAGGCUCUGAAGGACCUGGCCAGUGCGUCCCGGGACAUCACCUUCGCCCAGGAGUUCAUCAACCUGGACGGCAUCUCUCUGCUCACCCAGAUGGUGGAGAGCGGCACCGAGCGCUAUCAGAAACUACAGAAGAUAAUGAAGCCCUGCUUCGGAGACCUGCUGUCCUUCACACUGACAGCGUUCGUGGAGCUGAUGGACCAUGGCAUCGUCUCUUGGGACACCUUCUCUGUGGCCUUCAUCAAGAAGAUCGCCAGCUACGUGAACAAGUCAGCGAUGGACGCGGCGGUGCUGCAGCGAUCGCUGGCCAUCCUGGAGUCCAUGGUGCUGAACAGCCAGGACCUCUACCAGAAGGUGGCGCAAGAGAUCACCAUCGGACAGCUCAUCCCACACCUGCAGUGCACCGACCAGGACAUCCAGACGUACACGGUGGCGGUCAUCAACGCCCUGUUCCUCAAAGCGCCCGAGGAGAAGAGACAGUGUGAUGAGCACAAUGUGGACAUCCUUAGUUGUCCCCUGACCGAGAUGGCCCAUAUUCUCGCCCAGAAGCAGCUGCGCUCCAUCAUCCUCAGUAACAUUAUCCGGAGCAACCAGCCAAUCAACGACGAGAUGGCCCACCAGCUGUACGUGCUUCAGGUCCUGACCUUUAACCUCCUGGAGGACCGCAUGAUGACCAAGAUGGACCCCCAGGACCAGGCCCAGAGGGACAUCAUCUUUGAGCUGCGGAGGAUCGCCUUCGACGUGGAAUGUGAUUCCAACAACAGCGGCAGCAUCGAGAAGCGCAAGUCCAUGUACACUCGCGACUACAAGAAGUUGGGCUUCAUUAACCAUGUGAACCCUGCAGUGGACUUCACCCAGAUACCUCCGGGCAUGCUGGCUCUGGACAACAUGCUGUAUUUUGCCAAACACCACCAAGACGCCUACAUAAGGAUGGUGCUUGAGAACAGCAGCCGGGAGGACAAGCACGAGUGUCCGUUCGGGCGGAGCAGCAUCGAGCUGACCAAGAUGCUCUGUGAGAUCCUCAGAGUGGGCGAGCUGCCAAGCGAGAACUGCCACGACUUCCACCCCAUGUUCUUCACCCACGACCGCUCCUUCGAGGAGUUCUUCUGCAUCUGCAUCCAGCUGCUGAACAAGACGUGGAAGGAGAUGCGGGCCACCAGCGAGGACUUCAACAAGGUAAUGCAGGUGGUGCGGGAGCAGAUCAUGCGAACACUCACGCACAAGCCUAACUCCCUGGACCAGUUCAAGAGUCGCCUUCAGAACAUGAGCUACACUGAGAUCCUGAAGAUACGUCAGUCAGAGAGGAUGAACCAGGAGGACUUCCAGUCCCGCCCCAUCGUAGAGCUGAGGGAGAAGAUCCAGCCUGAGAUCAUGGAGCUGAUCAAACAGCAGAGGCUCAACAGGCUGUGUGAGGGCACCUGCUUCAAGAAGACCAACAACCGCAGGAAGCCAGAUAAGUAUUGGUACUGCCGACUGUCUCCGAACCAUAAAGUCCUCCACUAUGGUGAUCUGGAGGAGAGCCCCCAGGGCGAGGUGCCGUUCGACUCUCUACAGGACAAACUGCCUGUGGUCGAAAUGAAAGCUGUCGUCACGGGCAAAGACUGCCCUCACAUGAAGGAAAAAGGAGCACUGAAGCAGAGCAAGGAGUGGUUGGAGUUAGCCUUCUCUGUCCUCUAUGAGUCAGACGAGUAUUUGAACUUCAUGGCUCCAGACAAGCAUGAGUACUGCGUGUGGACGGACGGUCUGAACGCCCUGCUGGGCAAGGAGAUGACCAGCGAAUACACCAAGGCCGACAUGGACACCCUGCUCUCCAUGGAGAUGAAGCUCCGCCUCCUGGACCUGGAGAACAUCCAGAUCCCCGAGGCCCCGCCCCCCAUUCCCAAAGAGCCUAGCAACUAUGACUUUGUUUAUGACUGUAACUAAGUACACGCCCCCGCCCCGCCCCUCCCUCCCUCCCUCCCUCCCUCCCUCCCUCUCUCCUCUCUAGUCCAACACCUGCUGUACUGGACCCGUCCACUUUGUGUCAAACUACAACAAACGCAGACGAAGGAAAAGAAGAUAACGUGAAUAAAAAGAAAAAAAGAAUCAUGUAUAGACAAACUGUGAUCGAAAAAAAAACAAUAACAAAGAAGUAUUGGACUUUUUAUCCCUUUGCUUUUUCUUUUGCUAGAAUUUUAGAAAGAAA
Messenger RNA from Gadus macrocephalus (Pacific cod), 2910 nucleotides. RefSeq names its product engulfment and cell motility 1 (ced-12 homolog, C. elegans) (gene elmo1). Gene Ontology annotation, cellular component: guanyl-nucleotide exchange factor complex; plasma membrane. Gene Ontology annotation, biological process: cell motility; actin filament organization. NCBI's taxonomy places the organism in Eukaryota, Metazoa, Chordata, Actinopteri, Gadiformes, Gadidae. The record is from RefSeq and is a predicted model, not a curated record. Bases 426 to 2648 code for a protein of 740 amino acids. The transcript has 23 exons.